Molecule: messenger RNA, 801 nt
Organism: Haemonchus placei
Lineage: Eukaryota; Metazoa; Nematoda; Chromadorea; Rhabditida; Trichostrongylidae
Source: the annotation of a GenBank genome assembly
AUGAAAACGCGAUCUAUAGGAUUGCUUGAACUCCCUGAAGGCCCAUCAAACUGGAGCGAUGAGAAGGAAAUGCGUGCUCGAAUUGCCAACUAUACAGCCGAAAAGUUCUCUCACAACUACCAUAAAUGGAACCUGAUUACGAUGCCAACCAACUCAUUAACAAGUCGUUCUGCAGUGCGCGCUAAACGCGAUGGCGGACUCGUUUCGGGUCCGAUUGCCACUGCCGUAGUCACGGGAAUGAUCGGAAUGACUGCUCGAACUGUGUCGGAGCUGACUAAUUUUCACCCGUCGCAGUCCGAAGGAGGCUGCACAUGGUUUGGUACGGCUCCGCUCUGUAACUGGCCUUGUCCAUCAGAAUACGACUAUAUUCGUAAGCAUAACGGACGGUGUUCCAACAUGUGGUUUAGCGGUUUUUGUGUGCCCGACGACAGCUUCGGAAAGCCGUGUUCAACUGUCCUCGGAAGUUACUUCUAUAAGCGCUUCUGCUGCAAGUGUGAUACUCCAUUGCGUGGAAUAGUCAUGACCAGGUCCGAUCCAACAGAUUGUACGUGGUCUGGCCGAUGGAUGGGGGCCAAUACUGCUCACAAUAUCUACUGCCGGUAUGACAACAUAGGAAAAUGCGGUUCAAUUGAUUGCUCGAUUAAUCACUACACAUUGAAGGCGCAAAACUCAUCCGAUAUUUACGGUGACCGAUGUGAUCGUGUCGAUCUGUUCGGGCUGAGAGGAAAAGCUACUUGUGGAUAUAUUGCAUGGUUCAACGAUGAAGACGAAAUUGUUAAUAGCUGGUAUAAGACCAGGUGA